Molecule: messenger RNA, 1293 nt
Organism: Pseudoliparis swirei
Lineage: Eukaryota; Metazoa; Chordata; Actinopteri; Perciformes; Liparidae
Product: beta-1,3-galactosyltransferase 5-like
Exons: 2
Coding region: 175-1173 (332 amino acids)
Cellular component (GO): membrane
Molecular function (GO): N-acetyl-beta-D-glucosaminide beta-(1,3)-galactosyltransferase activity
Source: RefSeq, a predicted model, not a curated record
UGGGGGGUCUCAGGUGGGAGCUCGCGGCGCGGCGACACCUGAGACACGCAGUUUGGAAAACUUCUACCACCGAAGAAGAAGAAGAAGAAGAAGAAGAAGAAGAAGCGGAUGGACGCGAGUUGAAGAACCAGACGAGAGAAGCCUUGGUCCUGCCGCCUCACGGCGAGCGUCUCCAUGGACACCGGGAGGAGGCUCUGCAGACACGCCUCCCUCUGCUCGCUGGGGGCGGCGGCCAUCUUCUUCAUCUACCUCAACUGGAACUGGGUGAGCAGCUUCCCUCCAGUACCGCCAUCGUCGUCAUCGUCAGCAUCAUCACAGUGGGAGGAUCCUGGACCGUACCAUGUGGCCUAUCCAAGGAACUACAGGUACAUCAUGGACGACACGCCCACGUGCAACACCGAGACUCCUUUCCUGGUCCUGAUGGUUCACACGGCGACCGGGGCCGCCGCCGCUCGGGACGCCAUCAGGGAGACGUGGGGGAGCGAGAAGCUGGUUCUGGGUCGGUCGGUGGAGACCGUCUUCGUCCUGGGCCUCCCCGGGGGCCCGGAUGCCGAGCGGCAGCAGGAGGAGCUCCGGCAGGAGAACCGGCAGCACCGCGACCUGGUCCAGAGCGACUUCCUGGACAGCUACCGCAACCUGACCAUCAAGACCAUGAUGAUGCUGGAGUGGCUGGCGGCGCGCUGCGGCGCGGCGUCCUACGCCAUGAAGAUCGACUCCGACAUGCUGCUGCACGUCCGCAACGCGGUGCGCCUGCUGCUGGACCCCGGCACGGCCACGGACGCCUACCUGACGGGGCUGGUGUGGUGGCACAGCCCGGUGCUGAGGAACCCGUUCAACAAGUUCUACAUGCCGAGGAGCGCGGUGGCCGAGCCGGAGUACCCGCCCUACCCUCUGGGCAUGGCCUACGUCAUGUCCCUGGACCUGCCGGCCAAGAUCCUGUCCAUCUCCCCCCGGGUCAAACCCAUCUUCAUCGAGGACGCCUACCUGGGCAUGUGCAUGCGGCUGCUGGGCCUCCCCCCCACCGACCCGCCGGAGGCCACCAUGUUCCUCGUGGACCCGGAGCAUCCUCUGAGCGCCUGCAGCCUUUCAAAAGUGAUCGCCGUGACGACGACGAGCGCCCCGCAGAUGAGGAGCUACUGGGAGAGGAGCCGGCAGCCGGGCGCCCGAUGCUGAGCCGGACUCCGAGCGGAGGCCUCGGGUCGUGGACCUCCGGGUUCUCCGUCUGUCGUGAUGUGAAGGAAAUUCUGAUUCUGGUGACGGUUAAAAAUAUUAAAAUAUGGUGGAAUGUAACGC